AUGGACGUGUUGGCUGGUAGCGUAGCAAAUACCCUGAAAAAUUUGCGAGGUAAGAGAGAUUUUCUUGCGGAGCAAAGAAAGCAAUAUAUCAGUAUAAGAGGCCGGCUGAUAAGCUUUAACAGUGGUAACAACAGUGACGAUGAAGGAGCUGAGAGUCCAGGUUUGGUGUUUGGUGAUAUUAUAAUUUCAGCGAGGAGGAUAUAUUUGAGUAUAGGCUAUGAAUAUUACGUGGAAAAAAGUAAAGAGGAGGCCGUUGCGUUCGUUGAUGAUAAACUAAAACUAAUGGAUGAUGCUGUUGAACAGUUCGAUAUAAAGAUCGAAGAGGCCAAGAAGACUUUGCAUAACCUAAAUUCUAUAGACGCUGGAGCAGGAGAUGGGCAGGAGGAGAUGGACAACGAGGAAGAUUUUCUCGCCUCUGUGGAGAUUAGAGAGGAACUAGAUGAAGAGGGGAACGUCAUAAGUAGCACUGUCACUCCUACAACGAAACAGUCGCCGCAACCAAGUACGAAAGAGGAAGAGGAAAUAGGAGUAGUUUCUCAAAAGGAGGAGCAUUCGACAAAAGAGAAGAAAUCAAAUUCCUUUGAGGAAAAUCUGAAGGGCAAGCUUUCUAAAAAGAGCACUGAAGUAAAAAGAGUAGUAGAGCCAUCUAAAGUUGACACAGAAAACGUGUACACGUUUGCUGACCUGGUCCAGCAGAUGGACAAACAGGAUGAAUUGGAGGACGGCUCUAUUGGCAUUGAUGAGAUAAACUACGAUUACGAUGCGUACGAAAACUCCAAUUUCAAGGUCUAUGAUUAUAACAGUGAGGAGCAUGAAGGGUACGAGGAGUUUGAAGAUGACGAAGAAUAUGCAGGUCAUUCCAUUAUACCUGGUUUUGAAGCUCAAUCUUCAUUUUUAAAGCAAAUUCAACGGCUACGCGAACAAAAGCAAGCUCAGGGACACAAGCAGGUAACUGCUGACGGUAGUGAGCCUUUGAAACCUAUUUUGAAGAAGUCUUCCACUAUUGAGGAACCGGCCAAAAAGCACAAAAAGAAACAAGUUGGGUUUGCCUCAUCUUUGGAAAUCCAUGAAGUGGAAAACUUGAAGGAAGAGAAUAAAAGACAGAUGCGGUCGUUCUCAACCCCCACGUAUGAUGUAAUAAACAACCAGGAAAUCAUGGGGCCUGCUAACGAAAUGGCAUCGGAUGAGUUCGAUGGUGAUCUAUUUGCCAAGAUGUUGGGUGUCCAAGAAGCUGAUGAAAUUCACGAUAGAUAUAAGGACGAAGUGGAGAGUCAGCAGGAGCAGGAAGAUGGAAUGAGCAGGCCGGGUAGGAAAGAUCGGGUUUCCAGAUUCAAGAAGGACAGAGCCUCCAGGAAGCAGGAUGCAGUGCUGAAUCACGGGCGCAUAAGGAGUAAACCUUCGGUUGAAGGUGGUACAGUGCAAGAGCAGUCGGCUGUGAGUGAUGUUAUAGAAAGGGAGCCGGUCGUUGGCAAUAUAGUGGAAGGGAAACCGGCAGCUGACAAUUAUAACAAGUUUGAGAGUUUGUUGGAAAAAAAAAAUUUGAAAUCAUUGCAAAAGCCAAAGUCAUCGAAAUCGAAGAAAAUAAAAUUUGACCCCAAAAUGUUUGAGGAUGUAAGUGAUGAUGGUGAUGAUGAUGAUAUUGACGACGACAAGAAACCUGGGGCCAACCGAAAUGAAAGUAGUGCAGAUGAAGAAAAAUUUCCUUCAAAGAUCCAAGAGGUGUCUAGGUCGAUGGCGCAGACGGGUGCAACCAUAGAGGGCAAGCCCAUCAAGGUUACAAAUGUUGACUACCACGCUCUGGGUGGAGACAUGGAUGACAUGGUCAAGGCGUAUUCCUUAGGGUUGUAUGACGACGACUUGGAGGAGGAUCCGGGGACCAUAGUGGAGAAACUCGAGGAUUUCAAAGAGUACAAUAGGCAGGUGGAAUUGCUGCGUGAAGAGAUUCGAGACUUCCAACUGAAGAACCCGCCCCACGCAGCGGAGGCAAAAGAGGAAACCGAUGACAAAAUCAUGGUGGAUGUCGUUGAGCGUGAGUUUCCGGAAAGUUACGCGGACGAUGCAGACGAAGUGGUACUGCAUCCAGACCGGCUACAGGAGGCGGUUGCAAUCGAGUAUCGACGAUUAAAGGAGACUGCGGCGCUGAAGUGGCAGUCAUCAUCUCUGGACACGCAUUCGGAAGGCGAGUUGGAACCCAUUGAUGAGUUUGGGAACCCGGUGAGCACGAGUCGCUUCCGGUCUCAACGACUUCAUAUGGACAUAACCGAUAGAAAGUAA
This is a messenger RNA of Saccharomyces kudriavzevii IFO 1802, 2274 nucleotides long. RefSeq names its product prefoldin-like protein (gene BUD27). The transcript has a single exon. NCBI's taxonomy places the organism in Eukaryota, Fungi, Ascomycota, Saccharomycetes, Saccharomycetales, Saccharomycetaceae. Gene Ontology annotation, cellular component: cytoplasm; prefoldin complex. The record is from RefSeq and is a predicted model, not a curated record. Bases 1 to 2274 code for a protein of 757 amino acids. Gene Ontology annotation, biological process: regulation of DNA-templated transcription; protein folding.